This is a messenger RNA of Cornus florida, 1015 nucleotides long. RefSeq lists its product as uncharacterized. The record is from RefSeq and is a predicted model, not a curated record. The transcript has 5 exons. Lineage: Eukaryota; Viridiplantae; Streptophyta; Magnoliopsida; Cornales; Cornaceae. The coding region runs from base 40 to 774 and encodes 244 amino acids.
CCAAGCCCACCCUCACCCCCCCCCCCUUCUCUCUCUACAAUGGCAGAAACCGGUGCCCUCUGCUUCUCCACUCUUUCUUCUUCUCUCACUUCUACUUCUCGCUCUAAAGAAACCUUUCCCUCUCUCUCUCCCUCACCUCUCACUUCGCUCGUCAAUUUCUCUCUUCUUCGCCCUCAAUCGCUCUCUUCCUUCGUCCAUUUCAGAGCAAAAGCUUCCAAUUCCGGCAAUUACCUCGGCGAUGAUCCAUUUGGAUUCUAUCCCUGGGAUUCUUCCGACGAAGACGGUGCUAUUCAAUGGGUUCCUGAGGAAAGGAUCACAUUGUUCACUGCUGACGGACUCAUUCAAAUUGGAGGCUCUAUGGUUCCUCGGCGUAUCCCUUCAUCAGAUAGGAAGCAAGGGAAGUCAAAAACUUCUCAAAGGCAUCGCUUUCAGGAGAGCGAUUACAUGGAUCCAAAUCAACGCCUAUGUCUGGGUGCACUUUUUGAUAUUGCAGCAACAAAUGGGCUUGAUGCGAGCAGAAGAUUAUGUAUCUUGGGGUUUUGCCGUUCCAUAGAGAUGCUAAGUGAUGCUGUGGAAGACACUGUCUUGGAGCAUGGUGGGGAGAUUGUUGCUGCAGAAAAGGCAAGCAAGGGCGGUUUGCAUGAAAAGCUAACAAUGACCGUCGCAGUACCUCUACUUUGGGGGGUUCCUCCUGCUUCUGAAACACUCCACCUUGCUGUUCAGAGCGGUGGAGGCAUUGUAGAGAAGGUCUAUUGGCAGUGGGACUUCUUGUAGAUGAAUUACUCGAUUCUUCUAACCAUUGUUUGUGCAUUUUGUACAUAAAUUUGUUGUGUUUCUGUGUACAAAACCAUAAUGCUUUUACUUAUUUUCGUUGUAUGCUUGAUGUUAAUAUUCAAUUGAUCAUACACAAUUAUUUGUGCCUGUGCGCACCUCAAGAUGCUACUUUAAGUCUAUUGGAGAAACUUUACAUAUUCAAGGUUUACCGUUGAUCUUAAAUAAUUAGCAGGUUACUUCC